UUUUACUGCUGGAGAUGAAUUUCAAGUUGCCAUGAAUGAGUCUCAGCUAAAACACAGGCAGCACUCUUACCCAGAGACAGAGAGAGGGAGGGAGAGAGGAAGAGAGAGAGAGAGAGAGAGGAAGAGACGCCACUUACAGCAUACAGAAAGAGGUAGAGAAAGAGUUUGAGUGGAGAAAGCGUGAAGAGGCUGAGUGUGACAGCACCGAAUGAGAGGAGGAGGAGGAGGAGGAGGGACCAAGUGGCAGGGACUAGGGAGGGAGAAACCGAGAGGGGGACGGACCGAGAGUGAGCGAGGGGAGGGAGCAUCAGGCAAAGUAGAUGAGAGGGAGAAGGAAAGAGGGAAACUGAGGGAGUCAAGAGAAGAGAGGAGAGCAAAAGGAAAAAAAAGGAGGACAGCUCAGCAAAUCAGUCCAGUAGAAUUCCUCUCACAGCUGCAGUGAUCCAGGCUGGGAGGGGAAGUUUAGCUCACCAGGAGAUCAAGAAACAAAUACAAGAAAUUGCAUUUUUUUUCCCUCUGGGUGAAGAAAUCAGAAGAGUCCCUUGAGAGGAAAGGGAACAAGAAGAAAGAGGAAUCAGAGAGCUUCUGCAGCCUGCAGGGGAAGAUGGAUUCAGACUCCGGAGAGCAGAGUGACGGAGACCUGUCUCCAGGACAGGAGAGCUUUAACUCCCGCUCCCUGGCCCUGCAGGCCCAGAAGAAGAUCCUGAGCAAGAUGGCGACCAUGGUGGUGGCCAACAUGCUGACAGACGACACUAGCAGCGAGAUCUUGGACGAGCUCUACAAGACGAGCCGGGAGUUCACAAAGAGCAAGAAGGAGGCCCACAAGAUCAUCAAGGACGUCAUCAAGAUCGCCUUGAAGAUCGGCAUCUUGUACCGCAACCAUCAGUUCAGCCCCGACGAGCUCGACACAGUGGAGCGCUUCAAGAAGAAGAUGAACCAGGCGGCCAUGACGGCGGUGUCGUUCUACGAGGUGGAGUACACCUUUGACAGGAAUAUUCUGUCGGAGCUCCUGCUGGAGUGCAGGGACCUGCUUCACACCCUGGUCGAGCAGCACCUGACGGCGCGCUCACACGCACGCAUUGAUCACGUUUUCAACCAUUUUGCCCACGGGGAGUUCCUGGCCGAGCUGUACGGGGACAGAGAGGAGUACAGACUCUCCCUGAGGAAGAUCUGCAAUGGGAUCAACAAACUGCUGGACGAAGGAACGCUUUAACCUCACACGCCUGACCUCUUUCACCUCUAGCUCCUUCUCCUCCUGCCUCCGUCUAUCUCCUUUUCACCCGCUCACCCCUGACCGCUCACACUCUCCUAUUUCUGUCUGCUCUCGUCUUCUUGUUUCUUCUUCAUCCAUUUUCAUGAGGCUAGCUGUAACAUCCUGCUGCUGUGGUUCCAUGAGGGAUUUUUUUAGACUGUCUUUCCACUCAGCGGAUCAUUGCUGCACACUGGGACAGCCUCUAUCAUGUUGUAUGCAGUAUAGCAUUCCCAGUCACCCCCUUUGUGUGCAAAAGUGUACUGUACCAAUGGCCAAAAAACAUACACUAGGUAUAGUCGGAUAUGGAAGAAAAUCAGUAGUAGUAAUCAGUCUCUCUCUCUCUUUGUGUGUGUGAAUGUGUGCACAUGUGUUUGUAUGGGAUUCGCUUGAAUAAUGUGUUUGUACAUAAGACCUGGUGUGUGUAUUAUGUAUCUGUGUCAAUCUUCUCUACAAGGGUGUAACACUUGUCUUUUAUUAAAGAUUUCUUGUAAACAUUA
This is a messenger RNA of Sebastes umbrosus (honeycomb rockfish), 1749 nucleotides long. It is a transcript of the gene tnfaip8l3, whose product is annotated as tumor necrosis factor, alpha-induced protein 8-like 3. Gene Ontology annotation, cellular component: cytoplasm. The transcript has 2 exons. The record is from RefSeq and is a predicted model, not a curated record. Gene Ontology annotation, biological process: regulation of apoptotic process. The coding region runs from base 605 to 1213 and encodes 202 amino acids. NCBI's taxonomy places the organism in Eukaryota, Metazoa, Chordata, Actinopteri, Perciformes, Sebastidae.